This is a messenger RNA of Spirodela intermedia, 105 nucleotides long. The record is from the annotation of a GenBank genome assembly. Lineage: Eukaryota; Viridiplantae; Streptophyta; Magnoliopsida; Alismatales; Araceae.
AUGAGAGCUCAGCGAGAGAGAGAGAGAGAGAGAGAGAGAGAGAGAGAGAGAGAGAGAGAGAGAGAGAGAGAGAGAGAGAGAUCUACAGUAUGCUCACAAGCCUAG